AUGCUUUUGUUAAACUGCGCGAUUGUUGGCAUAGGCGGAAGCGCAAUUUCUAUCAUUAUUGAAGAGUGGAAGACAGUGGCUCUCUUAAAAAAAGAUAUCAAGGCAAAGAAGGCGAUUGCCUUCAAGAAUGUGGAUGCGGACCAGCUGCGUCUCUUUGCGACGAAGAAGGACGGCGCCUGGCUGUCCUCUGCCACGGAAGAUGUAAAGCAACUUAAGGAGGGCAUGAUGACUCCUCUUCUUGAAGAGUUAACGGAAAAGGACCAAGAGCUGCAGGGGGAAGAUUCGAUUGCUGACAUUUUCCUUGAAAACGUAAGCACUCCAAAAUCAAAAGAAAUUCACGUGCUGGUGGUGGGGGCAGGGGAUUAUGUCGAAUUACGCAUCGAAGAUGCCAAAAACGGUGCUCAGUACACGGACGAGCUGACGCACUACCAGCAACGAGGGAAGCUGAUCCAGCGCAACUGUAAGGACUAUUGCCAGAAGAUUUUAAACAAAAUCGACGCACUCUAUACCCUCUCCGGCACGUCAACGCUGCCGUUCAUUUGUGUGCAAGGAUCAUCUGGCAUGGGGAAGUCGCAGCUGGCGUUUGCGUUGGGAGGAAGCCGCCCGUGGUUUUACUGGCCUGUUUUCAUUGGGGAAUCUUGUCAGAGCUUGUAUGAAAAUUUUUCGUUAAUUUCUGAAGCGUUCCGUGAAGUGACAAACAAGGACGACCCAAUGAAAAAGUCGGAUGAGAACAUUUUGAACUCCAAGUCCGAUUUUUACAAUAGUGAAAGUCUUUGGACCUUUGGAUUUAUUCGUGCGUUGCUGCAGUAUUGCAGUAAAGAGCAGAAUCAGCUAGGACAGAUGAUACGUUUUCAUACGAAAACAUCAUGGUACGUGGAAAAGUGCAAUCGGACGAAAGUCAUUGCUACUCGCGAAAAGAUGAAGAAAGAUGGGAAGUUGUUGCCUUUCUUUGUGUUGGAUGAAAUGAUGUCAAACGUGAACAGUGAUGGCGGUGGAAAGAACAUAGCGGCAUUCCAACGCAAUGUUUUUCGUGUGUGUGGCCUGGUCGUGGUUGUAAUGGGGACGAACGCUAAGAUCACCAAUUUGGUGGGUCAAUCAAAAGGAAGCUAUUAUGGAGAGCAUGCAUGGAUGACGGUAAUGUCUCGAUUCCCUUCAUAUCAACCAAUUCCAUUUGCAGAUGCUGAUAAAGAGCUUUCUUGGAAUCGCAUCCAAGGUACGUAUCCCGUUUUGAAAAGCAUUGUGGCCAAUUCUCGCGGGCGUUUUUCCCGAUAUUUCGCCGACAGCGCGGCGCAAUAUGCGUUAGAAAAUUCUGCAAAUGAUAUCGAACUCUGCGAUUUGCUGGACGUGGCAUUUGAUUACGUAAGCCUAAAGACACAGAAAGGAAAACAGUUCAUGGGGAAGCAGAACGGAAAGGAUGCGCAGCUGAUAGCGAUAUCGUACACUAAUGUUGACAGUGAUGGCUCGUCUCCAUCUCCACUAAAGAAAAGGAAAAUUACUCCUGUUGUUGGGACCCACUGCAUGCAUCUACACUUCGCCAACCUAGUGGAUCCUCAGGCAACUGAAGUGGAUAUAAUAAAUCGCCAACUUGAGGUUAAUGGCGAGUCGUGGGAACCGCUUUGCUGUUUCCCGGAGAUCGAUGAGGACAUGCUGCUUUAUCUUGCGAUAUUGGGUGGAAAGACUUACUCCGGUUACUAUGAUCGUCACAUGUCUAUCGACUACUCAACAUUAGCCAUCUUUUCCAUGUACUUGAAAGGACACGGGUUCACGUCAGGAGAAAACACCGACGCGAUCAGCAAUGAUUAUAAGACGUACGAGAACAUGGUCGCUCAUAUGAUUUUCUGUGCAUCACGGCGAAAUGGAGUGCAAGGAAUUCCUUUUGAUGAAUUUUUCGCUGGGUUGCUCAGUGAAUGUCAAGACAAAAAAAUACGGCCAGUGACGAUGACCAUUGGUAAUACGAAGCAAACGAUUGUUGCUAGCGAUUUGUUGGACAAAUACGCUGAUCUGGCAGCUUUGUCUCACUCGAAAAUACCUUUCUUGGCUCCACCGAAUGCUGAGUGGCCGCAAUGUAUCUUAGAUACUCGCGCCAAGGGCUGUAACUUCGGUCAUCUCGUUCGUGCUAAGAAUGCUGAAAGGUGUGACAUUUACGUACGCAACAUGGAGGAUCCGACUGGACCGCCACUUUUUUUCUGUGAGUGCAAGUAUCGGGACAGCAAUGUGGGCUCUGAUGUGAUGAAGACGAUCAUUGAUGGGCUAAAUGAUGUUUGUGAGUGGGCAAUCUUAUUGGUGUUCUGCGUGAAAUUAGCAAAACUUAAAAUCGAGUGGGGCCACGCACAAGUCGGCUGCGUCAAGGUUAAUUGCCGAAGUGGCCGUGUCGAUUGGGUUGUCCAGCCGGCGGAAGAAAAAGAUCGAAAGAAGCUGGUCAUCGUUAUGGAAACGGGGCCUUUGACGGUAGGAGUGGCUAGCAAAACUUGA
Molecule: messenger RNA, 2472 nt
Organism: Peronospora farinosa
Lineage: Eukaryota; Oomycota; Peronosporomycetes; Peronosporales; Peronosporaceae
Source: the annotation of a GenBank genome assembly